UUUUGAAGUGAGCGAGGAAAAAUGGCGACCAUCGUGAUGAAAUUGAACGGCAUUAUUUACACAACAGUAAUGCGUUUACCGUACAGUCCGGCAAACAAAAUUAGAGUAUCUGCGUUAUUAGUUUUAAUACUCGCCUUUGCGAGUAUUAGUUCUGGAGAAAACACAUAUGAAGAUAAUACUUCUGAAUUUCUCAAGCGAGAGUAUUCGCUGAGUAAGCCAUACCAAGGACUGGGCUCCUCCAGCUCCUCACACUGGGAGUUCAUGGGCAACACCAUGAUCAUGCCUGAACACAUACGGCUGACACCAGACCUGCAGAGCAGACAAGGAGCUGUAUGGAGUCGUAUUCCCUGUUACAUCAGGGACUGGGAGCUGCGAGUACAAUUUAAGAUCCAUGGUGAGGGCAAGAAGAACCUGAAUGGAGACGGCCUUGCAAUAUGGCUGACCAAAGAGCGAAUGCAAAAUGGUCAAGUAUUUGGAAACACAAACUUUUUUACAGGUCUGAGUGUUUUUGUAGACACUUAUCCCAAUGAUGACAAGCAGCAUGAGAGAACAUUUCCUUUUAUCUCUGCAAUGGUCGGAAAUGGGAGUGUUGCAUAUGAUCACGACCGUGACGGACGGUUUACUGAUCUCGGUGGCUGCGCUGCUCACGUUCGCAAUGUUGAAUAUGACACAUUCCUCUUGAUCAGAUACAUGAAGAACAGACUCACAGUGAUGAUGGAUAUCGAGGGGAAGCAAGAGUGGAAGGACUGUCUGGAUAUACCUGGAGUGAGGCUGCCACAAGGUUACUAUUUCGGCAUCUCAUCGGCUACUGGAGAUUUAUCAGAUAACCAUGACCUGAUCUCCUUCAAGCUGUAUGAGCUUACAGUGGAGCGCAGUCCUGAAGAGGACCAGCAGGAGAUCACGUUGCCUAGUGUAGACUACCGAGUGGACCCGAAUGUUCACGUGGAGGAUGAAGGAAGGAGCUUCAUCACCACCUUAUUUCUCUUCAUUGUUUCCGUCGUUGUGCUGGUUGUAGUGGUUGUGGUUGUUCUCUUUCUAUAUAAUCACUAUAAAGAGAACCGCCGCAAACGCUUCUACUGAGCAAAUGGAAAAACAAGUGACAGGAAGGAAAUGGGACGAGAGAUCCAACGUGAGUGUUACUGGCAUUUUUGCAAAGGGCCGCUUCUGGUCCUCACCUCUGCCACCAACAGAAAGGGCCUGAAAGCCAGCACUGAACUAAAAGCCAUACCUGACCUCCAAGUGGAAACUUGACCACCUCAAUCGUGAUUAUGAUCUCAAAAAACUGUUUAAGAAUAUUUGAAAGAGUGUGCAUCUGUUUUUGAAGGUCUCUAGAGACUUUUGUGUGAGCGUUUGCUGUAUUUUUAUACCAGUUACAUUGACCUUGGUUUUUCACCCAGAGGAGGCACAGAGAACUAUGUGUAACAGCAUUUACAGAGGCACAAUAGUUUAGCAAACUAUUGUAUUCUCAGGUUGUCUACUCUGUAAUGCCACUGCAGAAAUCCCAAAAGCCCUUGUGUUCUUCUUUCAGUUGGACAGAAAUUAAUCAAAAUAAAAUAUAUCACCUUGACUUUGACCUCCAUCUGUCACCAUCAUCUCAUCAGCUGUCAGCAGUCAUCUUUUAACUUAUGUAAAAUUGAGUAAAUUAGAUUUUCAUCAUUAUGUAAGUAAUGCUGGCCGGCUGUACUAUUAUAAACAGACAGUAACAACCAUCAAAGUGAAUGUGAGGAAUAUGUUUUUCCCAAAUGUCUGUUUUGUUAUAAAUGUGAUAUUGUUUUAUGUAUCAAAAGCUGCACUGAACUGCUUGUCCAUAUGUAGCUUAUCUAAAGUUACUUUUGGUUUGUCAUGAUUUAAUUACUUCAGCUAUCAACUCAUGUUAAACCUUUGUAUUUCAUGCCUUAUUUGAAUACUCGGUUUAAUAAUCUUGAUUUGCUGAUAAAUAUAGUAAUGAUGACGACAUGUCUAUUCCUGUAUCUUAAUAUCUUCCGUAAAGAGGCAGAGAUUUGACAGUUCCUGAGUUUUUUCAAUAAUUGCACUAUUGCAAAGAUAUGCAAGAGGUUUUGCUUUUGUCCAAGUUCCAGUCUUUCCUAUCACUUCUAUUGACUGCUCUCUACAGUUGUGCAACAUUUGUCUCGUUUCAUACUGGGAGAGAUUGAAUUGCUGUUGUCAUCAGCUCAUUGAGCAAGCUGCUGUGUCAAACUGAUGUUUUCAUGGUUGUCACCAACAUGUUGAAAAUUCUAAAUUAAACAUUCAAAGUUUGUCUUAUAA
Messenger RNA from Sinocyclocheilus grahami, 2265 nucleotides. Its product is annotated as VIP36-like protein. NCBI's taxonomy places the organism in Eukaryota, Metazoa, Chordata, Actinopteri, Cypriniformes, Cyprinidae. Gene Ontology annotation, biological process: endoplasmic reticulum to Golgi vesicle-mediated transport. Gene Ontology annotation, molecular function: D-mannose binding. The transcript has 8 exons. Gene Ontology annotation, cellular component: endoplasmic reticulum-Golgi intermediate compartment; endoplasmic reticulum membrane; Golgi membrane. Bases 22 to 1080 code for a protein of 352 amino acids. The record is from RefSeq and is a predicted model, not a curated record.